UCAUGGAUUAAGAGUCCAUGUUUGUAUAUUACUUUUUUACAUGGUGCUCAACUGUGUAAAAUUUAUUUGUUCGUUUUGCAGAUGGGCAGAGCAAAGUCAAGAAUGGAAUUUGUAAAGAAGGAAAAGCAUCGAAAUAGCACUUUUCAGAAGAGGAAUGCGAAUUUGAAGAAGAAACUUAUUGAGCUCGCAACUUUGUGUGACAUCAAGGCUCUGGUGAUUGUUUACGGCCCUGAACAAGGUACACCGCCGGCUCUUCCUCUUGAACCCCAGGUUUGGCCUGAGGAUCGUGAUGAAGUUCACCAAUUGAUUGACAAAUACAAAGGCCAGUCGCCUGAGGAUUGCAAAAAGAGGACAACUCUUCUAUCAGACUUCUUUCAAGAGAGGAACAAGAAGGCCCAGCAGACUCUAGCCAAAUUACGCAACACUAAUGUUAACUCCAAGUAUCCAACAUGGGAUUCGAGGUUUGAGAGCUUCAAGGAAGAAGAUCUUAGGAAAACUGUUAAUCUUCUGGAGAUCAAUAUUGGCAAUGCAAAGGCUAGACUGGAGCAAAUGAAAGCUAAUAAUAUAUAUGGCUCUUAUCAAGAGCAGCAGCAGCAGAGGAAGAGGAGAUUGGAUUUUGAUCCAGGAAAUCAAGCUCCAAAGUAUUUGAAAAUCGAACCAUACCAAGCAAUUUCAGACCCAAUGCGGAUGCACUCAAUGCCAAUUCCAAUUCCCCAGCAGAGGUUUCCAUUUAUUGACCAUAACUGGAACCAGAUGAUGGUUAAAUUUGGUAAUGAAUAUGUUGGUGUUGUGCCUAACAUUGUGCAUAAUGCUAAUCCAUCUUAUGGUUAUGAUUAUCCGACGAUGGCAGGGACUUUGAACGGUUUUAGCUAUCCAAACAAUUUUGCAAGGGCACCCCUGAAUUACUAUGGUGACGGCAUGCAACCAAUUGCACAGCACGUAAUGGAAUAUCAUUCAAUGACAGAAGGGUCGACUUCUCAUCAAAUGCUUGCGGCUUCUCAUCAGUUCUAUGAAGAUCGUAAAUGGCAAAGGUAGAUUGUUUGGAUUAGGUUAGUUACCCAUAAAUAAGAAGUGCCAUGACUUCAAUCUAGUAUUCGUUAAUAUGGUUUUCAUAAAUUUGGACAUGUAGUUUACUGCAUUCAGAGUUUCUGCACUUGUGUUUAAUUUAAUUAUU
Molecule: messenger RNA, 1174 nt
Organism: Daucus carota subsp. sativus
Lineage: Eukaryota; Viridiplantae; Streptophyta; Magnoliopsida; Apiales; Apiaceae
Product: agamous-like MADS-box protein AGL81
Exons: 1
Coding region: 82-1035 (317 amino acids)
Biological process (GO): positive regulation of transcription by RNA polymerase II
Molecular function (GO): RNA polymerase II cis-regulatory region sequence-specific DNA binding; protein dimerization activity; DNA-binding transcription factor activity, RNA polymerase II-specific
Source: RefSeq, a predicted model, not a curated record